AUGGCAUCGCUUGACGCAUCUAAGCUUGAAAUUAUCAAGACAACGAGUCCAAAGACUAAAAUUCCAAAUGACCAAUUGGUCUUUGGUAAAACUUUCACUGACCAUAUGCUUGAAAUUGAAUGGACAGCUGAAGCUGGUUGGGGUACUCCAAAGAUCUCCCCAUACCACAAUUUCUCAAUGGACCCAGCCGCUGUUGUCUUACACUAUGCUUUCGAACUUUUCGAGGGUAUGAAGGCAUACAAGGAUAAAGAUGGAAAGAUUAGAACAUUUAGACCUGAUAAGAACAUGGUCAGAAUGAAUAAGUCAGCUGCCAGAAUUGCCUUGCCAACUUUUGACGGUGGGGAAUUCAUAAAGUUGAUUGAUCAAUUUUUGUUAGUGGAUCAAGACUUUGUUCCAGAAGGGGACGGUUAUUCCUUAUACUUGAGACCAACAUUGAUUGGUACUAGCUCUACCUUAGCCGUUGGUACGCCAGACCGUGCUUUAUUAUAUCUUAUUGCUUCUCCAGUCGGCCCAUUAUAUGAUGCUAAGUUCCAGGCAGUCUCCUUAGAGGCUACUGAUUACGCAGUAAGAGCAUGGCCAGGUGGUGUUGGUGACAAGAAGUUAGGUGCUAAUUACGCACCAUGUAUCUUGCCACUGAAGCAAGCUAAGGAAAGAGGUUAUGACCAAAACUUGUGGCUUUUCGGUGAAGAAGGUUACAUCACUGAAGUUGGCACCAUGAACGUUUUCUUUGCAUUCCAAAAUGCCGAUGGAACCAAGGAAUUGACCACCGCUCCAUUGGACGGUACUAUCUUGGAAGGUGUCACUAGAGACUCCAUCUUGCAAUUAUGUAAGGAAAGAUUGCCAAAGGAAUGGACUGUCACUGAACGUAAGUUCACUAUCCAUGAAGUUGAAGAAAGAGCCCAAAAGGGACAAUUAAUCGAAGCUUUCGGUGCUGGUACAGCUGCCGUUGUUUCCCCAAUUAAGGCCAUUGGUUGGAAGGGUAAGGACAUCGAAGUCCCACUCUCUACCGGUUCUAGCGGAGAAGUAACCGCAUCUGUAGCUGAAUGGAUCCGUGCCAUUCAAUAUGGUGAUGAAGAUUUCGAAGGAUGGUCAAGAGUCGCCAAAUAG
Messenger RNA from Dujonia railenensis, 1107 nucleotides. The record is from the annotation of a GenBank genome assembly. Lineage: Eukaryota; Fungi; Ascomycota; Pichiomycetes; Serinales; Debaryomycetaceae.